GGAACAUCAGCCACCUCGGUCGCACCUCGCCGCGUGCCUCCCCAGCUUCCUCCGUCCUUAUCCGCCUCCUCCCUGCCCUCCCCUGCUGACGGUUGGCGUCGUUAACAGCUGAUCGACCCACCAGGCCACUGGGCUUCCUCUCCUUCUCUCUUUCUUUCCUCCUCCUCUCUCUCCCUCGCCCCGGCUUUUCCUGUUUUCUCGUCGCUUGCUGUUUCCGCCCCCUGGCCGGCACCACCAUGGACAUCAACCCCUAUGUGGGGCCCGUCCCCAACUACUAUUCGACAUCUUGGCUACAAAUCCUCGCUCUACUGGGCCUCUCCGCGAUCGGUGUUGUUCUCUGGAUCGGCCGCCUUUGGAAGAAAUACUCCAAGUUGAAUGAUCUCCUCCAGGCGCAACGUCUCAAUGAGGUGGUCCGCCUCGACGGGCUUCUCGACACUGAGAGCGCCAGCUUGAGCUCCUACACGUCAUCCCAUUUUGACCGCGUCGCACGCGUCCAUUAUGGGGAGAUCCUGCGAGACAUUCGCCGAGCCCACUUCGGCGUGCGGCUUCUCAGCAACAAGACCACUGCCACGAUUGCGCCCCCUUCACAAACAUCCCCUUCAUCUGGUCUUCUGCCGCCGGUGCUGCCCGACUUGCGGUUUCUCUUCCGCCAAGUCCAUCCUACUGCCAAUAUCCCUGCGGAAUUUGGCCCCACACCCAGUCCCCAAGGAUCAACCCCGGCCAUAACUCCGACGGCUGACCCUGCAGCUGCCCCGGGCACCGAUGCCGACGCAUAUCCGACCCGGGUCCGCCUCUUUUGGUAUGUCCCAUUGCACAUCCUGCGCCGGACACUUGUUCCGGCCGAAGGUUCAUCUCCCGAGGCUGUCCCUGUCGGUGAUGGCGUCCCCCAGGCCGACUCCUCGAUCCUGUCCAGCACUCUGCAGCAGCUGGCCACAUCAUGGGCCUCCGCGCGCGCCCUCUUUGAAGACCCGCCCCUGGAGCAGCUGGCCAUGGCCUCCGGGCACUCGUUGGCCGAUUCGGAGCUGCUGCUGGACGGCAGCACCACCGGGGCUCAUGGCGGUGCGGCUGGGCUCCCGGUCGCCGAGCAACUGGCCACCAUGGCAUUUCGCAGUGUGGAAGGCUUCGCCGGGGACUUUUGCCAGGCCCUGAAAUCGAGCUCCUUCGCCUCGGAAUCCCUGGUCGCUGGGUUCUCCUCCACGGGGGCGGUUUUCCCCAUCCUCCCAAAGAACCCCCUGGCCGAUGAUGACAUGGACGACAUGGGCACCAAGCUUGGCCGGCUGAGCCAGCACUUGUCCCGUUCUGGGCCGGUUUGUCCGCUGGUUAUGGUGUCCUGGUCGCCAUUGUCCACUGCGGCCGAAGUGUCCCUCUUCGAUGUUCCCCUCAUCCGGGGGAGCUUGGCUGCCACGGCCGCGGCCACGAGCGCGCCUCCAGCCAGUCCCAGCGCCUCGCCCCUUGGCGCUGUGACCCUCAUCUGGCAGUGCGUCCUGUUGGCCCAAUCGCGAACGGUCACCACUUUGGAUGACGUCUUCCAUGUUGGCUUUGGCGAUGUCAGCGGGCGGAGCUCAUCAAGCGCGAUGGUGGCAUCCUCUUCUGCAUCCGAUGGCUCGCACACCCCCGCAUUGCUCCCUGCACGUCCGCCCACCACAGCCGAGCACUGGCACCAAGGGGGCACCUCUCAUCGUACUCCCAUCACGGUUGCCAGCCCGGAUGGCGGUGACUCUGCAUUCCCACCGGCCGCCGGGGCUCCCGUCGCCCCGGAUUACGCCUCCAACUUCGAUCUUCCUCCCUGGACCGAGGACGACUCCGAGUGUGUUGUCUGCCUGAGCGACAUCCCGACGGUUAUCCUGCUUCCCUGUCGGCACCUGUCUGUGUGCCGCCUUUGUUUCAAGGAGCUGGACAAGUGCCCUGUCUGUCGGUCAACCAUCAGCUCAUACCUCCUGCUGGAAACACCCGAGGCCACGUCACAGACGGUGCCGGUGAUGCCCCCCACCGUUCAAUCACCCGACCUUGAUGUUUGAGCCCACGUGUCGGGGGGUAGAAGGGGAAGGUCGACCUUCUCCCUUUCGGUUGUCCCGUCCUCGCCAGUUUGCGGGGAGAGGGACGUGGUUCCUUUUUUUUCUCCUCCGUGCCCACUUCACCGCAGUAAUAUACCCCCCCCCCACCCUUCCC
This is a messenger RNA of Fonticula alba, 2169 nucleotides long. RefSeq lists its product as hypothetical. Gene Ontology annotation, molecular function: ubiquitin protein ligase activity. Gene Ontology annotation, biological process: protein ubiquitination. The transcript has 3 exons. Gene Ontology annotation, cellular component: cytoplasm. Bases 237 to 2018 code for a protein of 593 amino acids. Lineage: Eukaryota; Rotosphaerida; Fonticulaceae. The record is from RefSeq and is a predicted model, not a curated record.